Messenger RNA from Brienomyrus brachyistius, 1711 nucleotides. RefSeq names its product IgLON family member 5 (gene iglon5). Gene Ontology annotation, cellular component: neuron projection. Lineage: Eukaryota; Metazoa; Chordata; Actinopteri; Osteoglossiformes; Mormyridae. The record is from RefSeq and is a predicted model, not a curated record.
CGCGUCGCUUUGGGGGUGCUUCUCCUUAUGAUGCAUAGAGCGCAGAGCUGCUAAACGCGCUGAAUACUGAAGGCAAAAGGGAGAAUAAAAAAGGACAAAAACACACAACCGCACACACGCUUUUCCCACUUCUACACAUAAUACCAAAUAUUUGAUAUAGUUAGCGGUUUGCAUAAUUUUUUGUUAAUUCGGAGUCUCAUCUCCAUGCGCCUUUGAACGUCUAUCAGAGAAAUUUGCAUAUAUAUUAAUUCAUUUUGGGAAUAUUUGCUUUUUCAAAAAAAAAAAAAAAUACAAAAUAAACAAACGGAUCGUUGUGCUAUUUGCCAGUUGUUUUGUCUUAGGAGAGCCGUCCGACUGUUUUUGACGAGGUGCAUGAGAAGAAAACACCGUAAAGGAAUAAGCAUAAUUGUGGGUUUUAUUUUUAUUUUUUUGUCCGCUUGUACUAAAUUACAUUUGACAGCUAUUUAAACAUCACCGUUGCGUGAAUUACGCAGGUGACCGAAAAGGCUGCGUGUUGAACAGUCUAAAGGGGACAAAAAGGAGACUAUAACUGUACUUAAUACAGGAAAAAAACGCGUCGGACGAGAUUAAAAGGGCAACAUGAGCGGCGCCGUCUUGCAAAACGCGAUCUUGGGGCUGUUUCUUGCAGCGCUCUGCAAUGGGCUGAGCACAAGUGGCGCCGAAUUCGGACACCUGCCGGAUAACAUCACAGUGAGCGAGGGAGAGAGCGUCAUCCUGAGGUGUAAAAUCGACGAUGAGGUCACCAAAAAGGCCUGGCUCAACCGCUCCAACAUCUUGUUCACGGGGACGGACAAGUGGUCGCUGGAUCCGCGUGUUUCCCUGGUGAACAGCAACGACAGCGACUUCUCCAUCCAGAUCAAGCGUGUGGCGGUGGCGGAUGAAGGCCCUUACACCUGCAGCUUCCAGGCCCGCAACCAGCCCCGCACCGCCCAUGUCUACCUAAUCGUCCAAGUGCCGGCCCGGAUCGUGAACAUUUCAGGGGACGUGACAGUCAACGAAGGCAGCAACGUGAACCUCUUUUGCCUGGCGGUUGGGCGGCCGGAGCCCACGGUCACCUGGAAGGACUUCAAAUAUGACCUGCUGAGCGAAGGCGAGUUCCUCGACAUCACAGAGAUCAAGCGGCACCAGGCGGAGGAGUUUGAGUGCAUCACCAACAAUGGCGUGGCCCCACCCGAUACCCGCCGUGUCCGGGUUACCGUCAACUACCCGCCCACGAUCACAGACGUGAAGAACAUGCCGGCACAGCUGGGCAAGGCGGCCAUCUUGCGCUGUGAGGCCAUGGCAGUGCCCACUGCCACCUUCGAGUGGUACAGAGACGACCGCAGGAGGGUGGAGAGUGGCAGCACCCUGCAGAUCAAGAACGAGAAGACACGCUCCCUGCUGCUCUUCAACAAUGUCACAGAGAAGCACUUUGGAAACUACACCUGCUACGCCUCCAACAGCCUGGGCUCUUCCAAUGCCAGCAUGCUUCUCUUCCGGCCGGGGGCUGUGUACAGCCGAGCCAUGGGCGCUGUUGUGAGCUCUGCCCCGGGGGUGUGUCUCUGCCUCCUCCUGUCUCUCCUGCUGAAGAUCUAGGGGGGGGGCAUUUUGGCCAGCAGAAGAAAGGAGUCUUUAACUACGAACCCAUCACUGUGAACAAAAACGAUAUGCAUUUUCCCAGGAGCCAUCAUCGCAUCGCCAAGCCCCCCCC